Cercopithifilaria johnstoni is the source of this 1557-nucleotide messenger RNA. The record is from the annotation of a GenBank genome assembly. NCBI's taxonomy places the organism in Eukaryota, Metazoa, Nematoda, Chromadorea, Rhabditida, Onchocercidae.
AUGAUGAACGCACCAAUAAUUUUAUUGAAGGAGGGAACAGAGGCUAAGUUUGGCAAACAGCAGAUAAUUAGUAAUGUCAAUGCGUGCAAUGUGAUCGCCGAUAGUGUUCGUACCACUCUGGGACCUCGUGGCAUGGAUAAACUAAUUAUCGAUUCUAAAGGUAAAACGACGAUCUCAAAUGAUGGAGCAACUAUUCUGAAAUUACUGGAUGUUGUUUUCCCUGCAGCUCAAGUUAUGGUUGAUAUAGCGAAAAGUCAAGAUGCUGAGGUUGGCGAUGGCACUACUUCAGUUGUAAUACUGGCAGCGGAGCUUUUGAAGUGUUCAAAAUCUUUCAUUGAAGAUGGUGUUAGUCCACAGCUAAUAAUUCGUUCCUAUUCAAAGGCUUGCGAAGAGGCAACUAGCCGACUUAAAGAACUGGCUGUGAAAAUCAGUGGUGAUAUUAAUAUGCGUGAAAUGCUGAAGCGAUGUGCCACAACUUGUCUCAGCAGUAAAUUGAUAAGCCAAGAACGAGAAUUCUUCGCUGAAAUGGCUGUCGAUGCCGUCUCAUAUUUGGAUGAAAAUCUGCCAUCAAAUAUGAUAGGGAUUAAAAAAGUUAGCGGUGGAUCUCUUUCGGAUUCCCAACUUGUUAAGGGCAUCGCAUUUAAGAAAGCGUUCAGUUAUGCAGGCUUUGAAAUGCAACCAAAACAUUACAAAAAUCCUUUCGUUGCUUUACUUAAUAUUGAAUUGGAACUCAAAGCUGAAAAAGACAACGCAGAAAUGAAAAUUCAAACUGUAGAUGAAUAUCAAAAGAAAAUUCAUGAGUCUGGAGCAAAAGUAGUGCUUUCGAAAUUACCAAUUGGGGAUGUGGCAACACAGUGGUUUGCUGACAGGGAUAUGUUCUGUGCGGGACGUGUUGAACAGGCUGAUAUGGAUAGACUAGUUGCCGCAUGUGGUGGUACUGUUCUUACAACAGUAAGUCAGAUUAGCAAGGAACUUCUUGGAAGCUGUGCUGAAUUUUACGAACAGCAAGUAGGAAACGAACGAUAUAACUUUUUCUUUGGUUGUACAAAAGCUAAGUCUUGCACCGUGAUUUUGCGCGGUAGUGCAGAACAAUUCAUCGCAGAAAUGGAACGUUCUUUGCACGAUGCAAUCAUGAUUGUGCGACGCGCUAGAAAAAAUGACACAAUUGUCGCAGGUGGUGGCGCUAUUGAAAUGGAACUUUCGCGACAUAUUAGAGAUAUUUCUAAAACUAUCGCGGGUAAAGAGCAAUUUUUUUGGCAAGCAUUCGCCAGGACUCUAGAGAUAAUUCCAAAGCAGCUGUGCUACAAUGCAGGAAUAGAUGCGACGGACAUACUGAAUCGAUUGCGGCAUCGACAUGCUAAAGGAGAUAAGUGGGCAGGAGUUGAUAUUUAUGAGGAAGAUGUCAGUGACAAUAUGGAAGCAUGUAUUUGGGAACCAGCUAUUGUGAAACUAAAUGUGCUGACAGCGGCGACUGAAGCAGCAUGCCUUGUUUUAAGUAUUGAUCAAACGAUCAAGAAUCCUCGUUCAGCAAGUGGUGGCCAAUUACCUGAUAUGUAA